AUGAGACCGCCCCUCCGGAUCGCACUCUUGGAAUGCGACGAACCAUUGACAAACACCAAGGCUAAAUAUGGCGGUUAUGGCGGCGUGUUUCAAGCACUGCUGCAUGCUGCGGCUGCAGCUCUAGAGCAACCCGACAAGAUUGACCCCAAUUCUGGCCUGCAGUUUUCAAAAUGGGACGUUGUCCACCAGAGUGACACAUAUCCAAACCUGGAAGACAUCGACGCGGUGCUACUUACGGGAGCAAAAUACAACUCGUACGACGAUACCCCCUGGAUUCUCAAGCUUGUCGAAUUCACAAAGAAGGUCCUUGCCCAAGACAGAGUUCGUUUGAUCGGGAUUUGCUUCGGGCAUCAGAUCCUAGGUCGCGCUCUAGGUGCCAAAGUCGGUCCCAAUGACGCCGGAUGGGAAGUCGCUGUACAUGAUAUUGACCUCACUGAGCAAGGAAAGCAGCUGCUUGGCUUGGAGAAACUGGUACACUCCCCAUCCUACUGGAAACCACGAUGA
This is a messenger RNA of Uncinocarpus reesii 1704, 504 nucleotides long. RefSeq lists its product as uncharacterized. Bases 1 to 504 code for a protein of 167 amino acids. Gene Ontology annotation, cellular component: nucleus; cytosol. The transcript has 2 exons. Lineage: Eukaryota; Fungi; Ascomycota; Eurotiomycetes; Onygenales; Onygenaceae. The record is from RefSeq and is a predicted model, not a curated record.